Gekko japonicus is the source of this 2540-nucleotide messenger RNA. RefSeq names its product diphthamide biosynthesis 7 (gene DPH7). Bases 125 to 1498 code for a protein of 457 amino acids. The record is from RefSeq and is a predicted model, not a curated record. Lineage: Eukaryota; Metazoa; Chordata; Lepidosauria; Squamata; Gekkonidae. The transcript has 10 exons. Gene Ontology annotation, molecular function: protein binding.
ACGCCCCCCGCCAGCUUGGCGGUGAAAGCGGCUGCAACGCCUCAUGGGGGCAGAGGGAGAGAGACACGAGGAGGCCGGCCGAACAUUGACCCCGUUCCCUAGACAAGGAUGAGUGUUCUCUGACAUGGCUUCGCAGUGCAAGAUACAAACAUUGCAAGUGGUGGAUACCGAAUAUAGUGCUGAUGCUGUAGAGUGGUGCCCUGUGGAAGGCUGGCAUAACAUCUUGGCAUGUGGCACCUACCAGCUGAAGAAACCUGAUGGCAAGAACCCUGAUGAGAGCAAUGAGCCCCAUGUCCGGCUGGGCCGACUCUACCUGUAUCACUUUGAAGAGCAGGUUUUUGCACCACUGACUGAGGUCCAGAGGCUAGAAACAGCUGCUGUGCUGGAUAUUAAAUGGUCCCAUGUUCCUGUUGCAGAGCAUCCCUUGCUGGCCGUUGCAAAUGCCAAAGGAGCAGUGGAGCUUUGCUGCCUGACAGGAGAUGAGAAGAAGAGCUGCAGGCUGGAACCGCUGUGCAGCAUUGACCUCGGAGAUGAAUGCCUUGCUUUGUCUCUGGACUGGUCUAUGGGACGAAAGCAGGGGGGACCCCCACUGCAGUUGGUCAGCAGUGAUUCCAAAGGGAGACUGAGCUUGCUGUCUGUCGAUGAAUCGUCACCUUCUGUGUGCAUUCAGGAACAGUGGAAGGCACAUGAUUUUGAGGCCUGGAUUGCUGCAUUUGACUACUGGAACGCACACGUUGUCUACUCAGGUGGAGAUGAUUCCAAACUAAGGGGCUGGGAUGUCCGGGGCAAUCCAAAGGCUCCUGUUUUCACAAGCGAGAGGCACUCAAUGGGCGUAUGCAGUAUUCAGUGCCAUCCACUCCGGGAGAAUCUGCUGGCCACAGGAAGCUACGAUGAACAUGUUCUCCUGUGGGACACCCGAAACAUGAAGGAAUCAUUGGCAGACACCCAUGUGCAGGGUGGAGUGUGGCGGCUGAAAUGGCAUCCAACAAGGGAACACCUACUGCUGGCAGCCUGUAUGCACAAUGGCUUCAAAAUCCUCAAUUGCCAAAGCACCAUGGCAGAAAACAAAGAGAGAUGCCCUGUUCUUUCAUCCUAUGUCUUGCAUAAUUCCUUGGCUUAUGGAGCUGAUUGGUCAAGGCUCACCCUGAACGAUCCCUUGGUAUGGUCGACAGAGAUGCCAGUGGUUCAUGUAGAUGAAGGAGCGACAAGAGUGGACCUUGAAGUCCAGAAUCUGAAGAUAGUUUAUGAAUCUCCCACUGCCACCUUCGAUGUGUUGUUAGAUGAAGAUCAAACCCCUGCCUUGCCAGUCCAAGUAGAAGGAAGCUUUGACUUUCAAGGACCAGGUCCUGGUGGGAAUGGGUCAAAUACCAAAGUGUACAACAAAACUGAACUGUCCAAAGCCCAAAGAGAAACCAGCCUCUUGGCAACAUGCUCCUUCUAUGACAACGUUCUACAUGUUUGGAAAUGGGAAACUAGCCAGACUAUCUCUUCAGCCUAGACAUAGUUAUCAAUACUCAUUCUGGAGUAAAGUUCUGGCCCAUUUUCCUGUCUUCUUUUAGUACCAGGAGAGGUUAGAGGAAGCUGUUGAAGCAGAACUUCUGUGCUGUCCCCAUGCUAUAUCUAUAUAUUUUCUUACAUCAGGUUUCUAGCUUUACUCUUGGGGUCUUGUGGCUCUGAGAGCUUUGAAAACUCCUUGGACACUUCAUUGUUGAUCUUUUGGCUUAGUUACAUUGCAUUAAUUGCAGUUGGAAGUGUGUCCUGCUGAGACUUAAGGACCUCAAUCAUAGCACAAAUUCAGUUUAUCUGAAGGUUCUUAAAAUUCUGCUAGAAGUAUGUUUUAGCCAUAACAGUUCCUCCAUGAGAUAGUAUAGGGUUCUACUGCUAUCUAUACCCUGCAAUUUAGUCUUUUUAUUUCCAUUGUAAAAAAAAACAAAAAAAAACAGGUCCUUCCUUGGUAUGUUGGAAGACUGGGUAUGCAGUUGGAAGACUUUGGUAUGCAGGAAGAGAUAGCCUCAUUAGCCCCUUAUUUUUUGUUGGAGAGUUACGUUUUUCUGGUUAUCUUUUUCCAAAUACCAACUUAAAAUAAACAAAUAGAAAGUCUUUCUGCCAACUGCAUCAUUUGAUGGUCGCUUAGUGGUUCAAAAUCUUUUCGUUCCAGCCAGACACCUGAAGGAGGGGAAAUAGACUGACAGUAUUAUGUUCAUAUUUCUGUAGUCCAAAUCCUGUCCCUAGGAAAGCAAGAGACUGCUCUGAAUAUGCUACUGGGGGUAAAUUAGUAGUGGGGAAUAGAGAAGCAGUUUGGCCCAUCUCUUCUGUAGACUGGCUUAGGGUUAAGAUAGCUACCACCUACUACUAUGGAGGUUAAGUAUUGCUUCCAUUACAGAACAAAAGAACACCAGCAACAGACAGCAUUAAUAGCAAGGAUACUUUCUUGAAACCUGGAAGGCCACGCAGGUUCCUUAAUGCUGCAAGAAUCCUUGCUGAAGGGCAAAUAUUUCUCUUGAAACACUAUUCCUACCACCUAGGACACUUACAUACAA